Molecule: messenger RNA, 495 nt
Organism: Choloepus didactylus (southern two-toed sloth)
Lineage: Eukaryota; Metazoa; Chordata; Mammalia; Pilosa; Megalonychidae
Exons: 1
Coding region: 1-495 (164 amino acids)
Source: RefSeq, a predicted model, not a curated record
AUGAGCCUUCGCAACGGCUUCCGGCCCGGCGCCUGGGUCAGAGCCACUCACCGCCCGGCCGCCCCGGGUCUCCGCCGGGCCCCCGCCACCCCAGGCUCCGGGCCGCAGGCGGAGAACCACAGCCCCACCUCCCGGAGGGGCAGGCCGAGGCCGCGAGCGGCCCGCGGGGGUCUCGGCGCCCACCUGGGGCCAGGACCGGGGUCCCUCCGCGCCGCGCACCGCCGGGGCCUCCGCGAGCAGAACCCCGGCGGACCCCGAGCCCCGAGAGCCCGGCGGGGCGCGCGGAGACACGCGGCCUCCGCCCUCCGCCCCCGCUCACCUGCCAGCGCAUGGGCGCCGCGGGCCGGUCCCGAGGAGGUGCCGCAGCCGGCGUUGCCCCGCCGCCUCCGCCGCGCCCGCCCGCCUCGCUCCCUCCCGCCGGAGGACCGCCGGCCCGCGCUGGCGCCGGAGCUGCUGGCAGAGGGGCGGCCGGCGGCGGAGGCUGGAGGGGCCUGA